Cyprinus carpio (common carp) is the source of this 2720-nucleotide messenger RNA. It is a transcript of the gene dedd1, whose product is annotated as death effector domain-containing 1. Gene Ontology annotation, molecular function: protein binding; DNA binding. Gene Ontology annotation, cellular component: nucleolus. Gene Ontology annotation, biological process: apoptotic process; regulation of apoptotic process; extrinsic apoptotic signaling pathway via death domain receptors. Lineage: Eukaryota; Metazoa; Chordata; Actinopteri; Cypriniformes; Cyprinidae. The record is from RefSeq and is a predicted model, not a curated record.
CGAUCUGCGACUGUUCGGUGCUCGGUCAACAAAACCGGUUAACGCUCGAGCGGUGUUUUUCCAGUCGAGGUUUGUGGGUGGUGUUAGGAAGGGCUAGAACAAGAGUGUAAACACAAUCCAGAUAAACAGUUUGUACAGCUCAAACGUGACGUUAUAUAAAGAGUCCACGUGACCCUGCGCGAGAGGAACGUCUGACGGAACAGCUGACGGAGAGACUGACUGAGGGCGGCUCACCACAGAAACGCUUUUUGGAUCAAAAUAACUGCGCUGUUUCCACUAAGACCGUGUGUUCUUUACCAGAACCAUUUGGAGAGGCCAUGGCUUCGGCGAAAUGCUCGAGAUAUUCCCUGUACUGGGAGGAGACUGAGUGCCUGAGCUACUAUGAGAUGCUGUCCCUCCAUGAGAUCUGUGAAAUCGUGGGCUCCCAACUCACAGAGACUGAUGUCGAGGUUCUGUCCUUUCUCCUCGAUGAAGCUUAUCCUGGAAAACAUCCCCUCGAUCCAGAGGGAUGGACCGAUGAGUUGCCUCCUGGUCCUGAUGGGUCGUCACAGGGUAAUUCUCCAUGUCCUCGGCUUCUGAAAACAUGGCGAAGAAUACAGCCGCAGAAUGAGCCGAGCCCAAUCGCCGGUUGCCACAGACCCAAGAGCGGCGUUGAACUGCUGUUGGAGUUGGAGAGGAGAGGAUACUUGAGCGAAGCAAACCUCAAACCUUUAUUGCAGUUGCUGCGAAUUCUGACACGACAUGAUGUCCUGCCUUUUGUCUCACAAAAGAAAAGAAGAACAGUGUCUCCAGAGCGAGAGAAGGUAGAAUACCAAGCGGUGGAUACCAGAGGGGACACACGAUUCAGCUCAAACACAGAUAUACCAUCCUUUGAAAACACACAAGACCACCAGUGGAGAGCAGGGACUGGCUCUUCUGUGACAACAACCACCCCUCUCCGACGGAAGCGAGGUAGAGGUCACCACUGGAGCAGAAAAUCUAGGGGCAAGCCUGAAAUCCAGCCUCAGCCAACACCCGACAAAGUGACCUGCGAUGUCCGGCUGCGUGUGCGUGCGGAGUAUUCGGAGCACGAGUCGGCCCUUCGUGGAGGAGUUUCUUCUGACAAGCAGCAGCCGUUGGAGAGGCAAUUUGAACUGUUCAGCCGAGCAAGCAUGCUGCUCCGUACCCGUGAUCUGGGCUGUAUUGUUUGUGAUAUCAAGUUCUCGGAACUUGCCAACCUGGAUGCCUUUUGGGCAGACUAUCUGAGCGGGGCACUGCUUGAGGCACUGAAAGGAGUCUUCAUCACAGACUCUUUGAAAAGGGCAGCGGGACAGGAGGGGGUCCGGCUGCUUGUCAGUGUGGAUCAGGAUGACUAUGAAGAGGGCAGGAAACUGUUGCUCAGAAGCCAGACACAUAAUGGGACAAACUGGGCAGCACAAAGUUUGCCCUGAGAAAUGUCAGUUCCACUUAGGACCUUCAACUAUGAUGGAUGAAGAAGAUGUUUUCCCUUUUUAUUUCAUUGCCCAUUGAGUGUUGGUGACCCUGGGAAGGAGAGCCUGUUGGAAGAGUCUAUAUUAAACUGGGCAGCCGUUUUGUUGGACACUGACUGUUUCUGAAGGAAAAAGGAUUCUUGAGUGUUCAGAGGUUAGGUUCAAAUAUAGGGCUGUCUCUCUCUCUCUCUCUCUCUCUCUCUCUCUCUCUCUCUCUCUCUCUCUCUCUCUCUCUAUUGCAGGUCAGUUUAAACAUGGACAAAUGCACACCCAUAGAAAACAAAAGAUGGAAGUUCUGCAUCUGUACCACUUAGUCUUCCACAGGUGGUAUGUGGAUAGAAGUUUUUUUCCCAAAUGUGAUGACAUACAAUAAACCUCUGAAUUCAAGUUAUGUGUUUAACUUUUUGGAAAUUUAAAAUAACCUCUUUGAUAAAAGAUAGGAAUAAUGGGAAUACACAACAAAUAUGUAACCCAAAAGGAUAUACGAAUGAUUAAUAAACAUUCAAAUGUAUAGUUAACAAAAAGAUUAUGUCAGGAUUUUUAUUUUUAUUAUAUCUCCUGUUUGAAAAGGUUUUGAAAGAUUGAAUGGUAACUUAAUUAAGAGUUUGGGCUGGUAACAAUGCUUCAGAUGACCAACUGUACACUUCCACUAUUGGACCGUUUAAUAUGUUGUGUAAUUUAACUGCUCCAGAGUGCUCUGUUGUACUGCUUAUAAGAGUCAACUUAGUUAACUUUGGAAAUCCUUCAAAUCGUACCUGACUGGAACAAAUCAACUCUGCUUUUUUUACAACAAGGAUUUUCUACAGUGUGCACCACUGUGAGAUUACAUGUGUCCCAACAUCUGCUAUUUGUCUCAGAAACAAGCUCAUGGAUUAUCAAUGCCUUUGUAAACUGAUGAUGAAAAAUGAUUGUUAAUUAUAAUUAGAUGACCAAUGAUUUGACACAACUGGAUUAACUUCUAGUCAUGUUUCUGGACUAAAGUGUUCUUAUAAAGAAAGAACAUGUUGACCCUUUUGUUAUAUUUGUACUCUUAUGACAAAAAUGCAAAGAAGAUAAAAGUUCAGUAGUAUUUAGUUGAGAUUCGGUUUGGAACAGUCCUGUCAUGUCACUGAUGUAAGUGAUUUGGGAGUGGAACAUUGAACGCUUUUGUGUUUUCAUGUUUUUGUUUGAAAUGAUAUCUCUUGAUAUUGUUUUGGAGUAUGUACAUUUAUGUAACUAUAUAAUUCUUAAUAAAGUCCUGUCAGAAAAUAA